Molecule: messenger RNA, 2360 nt
Organism: Bicyclus anynana (squinting bush brown)
Lineage: Eukaryota; Metazoa; Arthropoda; Insecta; Lepidoptera; Nymphalidae
Gene: wcd
Product: U3 small nucleolar RNA-associated protein 18 homolog
Exons: 2
Coding region: 287-1585 (432 amino acids)
Biological process (GO): rRNA processing
Cellular component (GO): small-subunit processome; Pwp2p-containing subcomplex of 90S preribosome
Molecular function (GO): protein binding
Source: RefSeq, a predicted model, not a curated record
CAUUUGUCGUUUGUGAUUGACCCAUUGCCAUUGGUCAAAAAACUCAUGCUCAAAUCAAAAUCAAAAAUCACUCAAAAGUCAAAACUUCACAAGUCAAAAAUGUUGUUUUCAAAGUUGAUUUUACCACGUUUAUUUUUGUAAUUAUUAAAAUGUUGUAGUUAAAAUGGAAAUUGAUUAAAAAUUCAAGUGCAUUAUAGUUUGUGUUAUUGAGUUUUAGUUCGUUACUAUCAUCGUUACAAUAAUUAAAGAUUGUUUUUAGCCCUAUAAUAUUUAACCUAUAACAAAAAUGAAACGUAAAAAUACUAGCUUAGACGAAGAAGAGAAUAGAGUCUCAUCACUUCUCUUCAAUAAAUCAAAAAAGUUCACAGAAAACAUCUCAUCCCAAGAAAAUGAAAUUGAUGUUGAUAUAAAACCAGCAUGGGUUGAUGAAGAUGACCACCAGUUGGCUGCUGACAUUAUUACCAAAGUGAAAAGUGAUGGACUUUAUACUCAGAAACUCAAACAGAAAUAUGAAGUCUUGGUUGGUACACCAAAGUGGGCAAAAAUUACAAACCAAAAGGAUGACAGCAAUAAAUUGACAAAAACUGUGGGACACUUGAAAAAAACUAAAUCAAGAGGUUUAAAAAAGGGGAUUUUAGAAAUCCAUAAUUUUCCUAGAAUAAAUUCUAAAAGCAGAAAUGAGGGUCGGCUAAUAACUGCAGUGGAAUUUCACCCGAAACUGAGUGUUGCAUUGGUAGCAGGCCAAUCUGGUGUUGUAUCGUUAUUUUCAAUAGGCGGUGAAGACAAAAACAAGCUCCACAGCUUCCAAUUAAAUCGCUGGAGAGUCUCAGCUGCUCAGUUUGACCCUGACGGAACAGAGGCUUUCAUAACCUCAAAAACAAGCCAUGACUACUACGUUUACAAUCUUGUUAAAGCUGAAGCUAAAGCAGUACAACUACCACAAGCUAUUAAAAGAGCUACAAGCUUCAGAUUAUCACCUAACGGAAAACUUUUAGCUGCAAGCGACACGUUCAGUGAGAUAUACAUAAUAUGUGCGAAAUCAAAAGAGUUACUGAAAGUACUAAAAACUAGUACUAAUAUUGAGUCUCUGGCAUUCGAUCACAAUUCUGAGAAAUUGUAUUCAUAUGGUAUUAGUGGGGAAGUUACCAUUUGGGAUCUAUCGACUUACAGAGCAAUUAACAAGUUUGUGGAUAAUGGAUGUGUGACCGCGUCGUGUAUGGAUAUUAGUGCUUGUGGUCAGUUAUUGGCUACCGGUAGUGCUGAAGGCAUAGUCAAUGUCUACGAAACACAGAAGUUGACAACUCGUGAUCCGCUGCCUUUGAAGGUAAUAUCAAACCUUACGACAAAGAUUACAAAUUUAAAAUUCAAUCCGACUACAGAAAUAUUGUGUGCAUCGUCAAGUUUUUAUCCUAACGCAAUAAAACUUGUCCACAUACCCUCGUAUCAUGUGUUCAGUAACUUUCCGCAACGAAAUGUUCAGCAAGUCGAAACCACCAGUUUUUCACCAAACAGUGGUUAUAUGGCACUGGGAAAUAAUACAGGCGCUGCUUACUUGUAUAGGUUAAAGCAUUACAAGAAUUAUUAAAAACUACAAAUUAGUUUUGUUUAUAACACAUUUGCUCGUAAAGUAUCGCUUUUUUUUGCCACGAUUCACUAUAAUUGUUUUUCUAGUUUUCGAAGCCUUUGCGAUCGUAGAAAGAGUGCCACUUGGUUACAGGGGCUAGUGUCGCCAGUUGUCCCAGUCCUGUUUCUUUCGUCCCAAUGCAAUGAAAGAGAAAGCAAAGUUGUGCCGCUAUUGGUUGAAUUUUGUCAAUUUCUCGUCACGAGAUAUUUAGUGGCGCGUACGUUUUAAGCCUACUACUGGGCUAACCAAGCGAAUCCGAAAUAAUUUGGCAUUAGUAGAUUUUAAAGAGGCAUUUUUUAUGCUACAUUUCUUAAUGAAUUUUUAUUUUGACGUGACAACGUCUUAUAAUUCGAUGGAGCCGGCUGCACGCUCGAAGAAGAUGACGUCAUGCGUCAUUCCCUCGCUCUAGGGUUGCCAUCUUUUUACAAGAAAUAAAGUAUAUUCUGGUCUAUUAAAAUUAAUAAACAGUAUUUUAAGAAAACUGACAUUUUCUUUUGAAAAAUGCAACCAUUCCAUCAGUAUUUUCUUAAGACGUUGUCACGUUCAACUAUCGUCAGUAAACCGACUUUACAGACAACCGUUUUUUUUGUUAUUUUUGUAUUGACUAUAUCGAUUACCGCGGCGCCCUUGCGUAUCCCGCCCGACACCACUGGUUUUCGCAUUCAUACCUUAUUUGUAAGUGUGUAAAUAGUUAAUAAAACCUGUUUUAUUUUGAAAUAAAAACCUUUUGAAUUUU